AUGCAUGAGAAGCUCCGGGACAGUAGGACAGAUUUAGACGAAGUGCAAAUGAAAGCCUCAUAUCUGAAAUGUUCUAUUGUUGGCGAUGCCCGCGUUGGCAAAACUCGCUUGACCAAAACCUUCAUUGGCGAGAAAGAAGACGAACAGUAUACUCCUACAAUCUUUGAGAAUUAUUAUGGCGAAACGGUUUGCAACGGAAAGAAAAGUAGCAUUUCCAUUUUUGAUUUGCCGGGUCAGCAUGACUUUGACCAGAUGCGGAAAUUUGCCUUCAAGGACAGUAACGUCAUCGUCAUCUGCUACGAUGUUCAGAAAAGGAAAUCUUUUGAAAACGCACAAUCCGUAUGGAUUCCCGAAAUUCGACAGUUUCUUGGAAAGUCCAUUCCAAUCGUUCUUGUCGGGAUUCUGUCGAUGGGAAAACAAACCAGAAGCGUCUCCAGAAGAGAAGCCAUCAAACUCACCUCCCAAAUGCUGCUCCAUGACUACUUUGAGGUUUACUGUGAAGAUAAAGUUGAGGUAUCCUGUUUGUUUUCGUGUAUUGCAACUAUUGCGAAGACCACAGAGAAGCGAAAUUCAUCAUUCUUUCGACGUAUCUUCAUUAAAUGAAGUUUGCACUUAAACUGUUGAUAUGAUCAGCGCAGUUUU
Ostrea edulis (European flat oyster) is the source of this 642-nucleotide messenger RNA. Its product is annotated as ras-like GTP-binding protein RhoL. The transcript has 3 exons. Gene Ontology annotation, molecular function: GTPase activity; GTP binding. Gene Ontology annotation, biological process: small GTPase-mediated signal transduction. The record is from RefSeq and is a predicted model, not a curated record. Bases 1 to 603 code for a protein of 200 amino acids. Lineage: Eukaryota; Metazoa; Mollusca; Bivalvia; Ostreida; Ostreidae.